Astyanax mexicanus (Mexican tetra) is the source of this 3788-nucleotide messenger RNA. RefSeq names its product cactin (gene cactin). Gene Ontology annotation, molecular function: protein binding. The record is from RefSeq and is a predicted model, not a curated record. Gene Ontology annotation, biological process: negative regulation of innate immune response; mRNA cis splicing, via spliceosome. The transcript has 10 exons. The coding region runs from base 40 to 2607 and encodes 855 amino acids. Lineage: Eukaryota; Metazoa; Chordata; Actinopteri; Characiformes; Acestrorhamphidae. Gene Ontology annotation, cellular component: cytoplasm; spliceosomal complex.
ACACGCGACUCCACUCAUUUAAGACCCCAACGUUCGAACAUGGGUUCUAAAAAGAAGCAGGAGAGGCGAAAUAGAACCCGAUCCCCGACCAGAACCCGCUCUCGGUCCCGCUCCCCGACCAGAACCAGAACCCGCUCUCGGACCCGCUCCCCGACCAGAACCAGAACCGGCUCCCGGACCCGUCCCCGCACCGCAGAGAGGGACAGGGAGAGAGACCGGAGCCGGGGGCACCGCUCUCUCGAGGAGAGAUCCGACCACCGCCGCAGCUCUGAUGAGUGCACUACAAAGAAACACAGAAAAGAGAGCCGCUGUAAAGGAGAAGGUGUGCGAAAACUGAGCAGAAGCAGGAGCUCUUCUUGUUCCAGCAGGAGCUCCAGUAAUAAGAGACGGCAGAGAGCAAGGGACGCUUAUAGCAGCGAGAGGGAGAGGGGGAAAGGAUGGAGGAGGUCAGCGCGAGAUAGCAGGAGUUCCAGCAGAGAGAAAUCGCGGGAGAGGAACAUGGAGAGGAGGAGAAGCAGGAGCAGAGGGAGAAGUGAAGAGUGGGACAGAAGGAGAGGGAUGAGCAGGAGGUCUCAGUCAGGUUCCUCUGUGUCCUCCGGCUCCUCAGCCUCCGAUCAGGAAGACCCGAGAGCAGGACCAGCCUCUCUGUCAGUAAAGGAGGAGAAGAAGAAGCAGAAGGAUCUGAUGAAAGCCCUGGAGACGCCGGAGGAAAAGCGAGCCCGGCGACUGGCGAAGAAAGAGGCAAAGGAGAGGAAGAAGAGGGAGAAGAUGGGGUGGAGUGAGGAGUACAUGGGCUACACCAACGCAGACAACCCUUUCGGAGAUAAUAAUCUGCUGGGCACUUUCAAAUGGCAGAAGGCUCUUGAGAAGAAGGGAAUAGGUCAUCUGGGAGAGAAGGAGCUGAAGGAGAGGAAUAAGCGCAUCCAAGAGGAGAACCGCCGGGAGCUGCAGAAGGUAAAGCAGCUGCGUCUGGAGCGAGAGCGGGAGAAGGCCAUGAGAGAACAGGAGCUGGAGAUGCUGCAGAGAGAAAAGGAGGCGGAGCAUUUUAAAACAUGGGCGGAACAGGAGGACAACUUUCACCUGCACCAGGCCAAACUCAGGUCUAAGAUCCGUAUCAGAGAUGGCAGGGCCAAACCCAUCGACCUGCUGGCCAAGUACAUCAGUGCUGAGGAUGAUGACCUGGCUGUAGAAAUGCACGAGCCAUACACCUUCCUGAACGGACUAACAGUCACAGAUAUGGAUGACCUGCUAGUGGACAUCAAGGUGUACAUGCAGUUAGAGCAGGGAAAGAAUGUUGAUUUCUGGAGAGACAUGACCACCAUCACAGAGGAUGAGAUCAGCAAACUUCGCAAACUGGAGGCAUCAGGGAAAGGCCCAGGUGAUCGUCGAGAGGGCAUCAACACCUCGGUCAGUACGGAUGUGCAGUCUGUAUUUAAGGGCAAGACGUACAGUCAGCUGCAGGCUCUGCACAUGAACAUAGAAAGUAAGAUCCAGGCUGGUGGCUCCAAUCUGGACAUUGGAUACUGGGAGAGCCUGCUGCAGCAGGUGCGAGUCUACAUGGCUAGGGCCAGGCUAAGGGAGAGACAUCAGGAUGUACUAAGGCAGAAGCUGUAUAAACUGAAGCAGGAGCAGGGGGUGGAGAGCGAACCCCUUUUUCCCAUCAUUAAAGAGGAGCCUGAGGAGCAUCCGCCAGCAACAAAAGAGGCGGAGUCUCCACAAGAGCAAAGGGAGGUGGGUCCAUCUACCAGCUCUCUAUCAGAGACUACCACCAGGAUGGAGAAGGUGGAGAGUGGAUCAACAGUGGAUAAUGAGGAAGAUGAAGAAGAGCCAAGUGCCUCUUCACAUCCUGGAACUUCUAAGAAAAAGUGCCGAGACGGGGAAGAGAGGGAGGAGAAUAAGGAAGAGGAGGGAGAAGAGGACGGAGAGAAGAGUGGAGGUGUGGAGGUGGUGUUAACCGAGGAGGACCUGAUUCAGCAGAGCCAGGCAGAGUACGAUUCGGGCCGAUACAGCCCCACCCUCCUGCAGUCAUCAGAGCUCCCGCUGGACACCCACACCAUCGAUGUGGAGGAGGACCUGCAGCGCCUCCACCUGGCACGCAGACAGCUACAGGUCACAGGUGAUGCUAGUGAGAGUGCUGAGGACGCAUUUGUGCGCCGUGCCAAAGAGGGCAUGGGUGGUGACGAGGCUCAGUUCAGCGUGGAACUUCCCCUGACAGGGAAGAUGUACCUAUGGGCUGACAAAUACCGUCCGCGCAAGCCUCGCUUCUUCAACCGUGUGCACACAGGAUUCGAGUGGAACAAGUACAAUCAGACGCAUUACGACUUCGACAACCCGCCGCCGAAAAUCGUUCAAGGCUACAAGUUCAACAUCUUCUACCCUGACCUCAUCGACAAACGAUCCACGCCGCAGUAUUUCUUGGAGCCCAGCCCUGACAACAAGGACUUCGGCAUCCUGCGCUUUCAUGCGGGGCCGCCGUAUGAGGACAUCGCAUUUAAAAUCGUCAAUAGGGAGUGGGAGUAUUCCCAUCGACACGGCUUCCGCUGCCAGUUUGCUAAUGGGAUCUUCCAGCUGUGGUUCCACUUUAAGCGUUAUCGUUACAGGAGAUAAAGAUCAGGAGCUGUGGCUGAACAUUACCUGAUCUAUAGUCUUAAUAAGAAUGGACAUCAGCGAGAAUAGGACAAGUUAUUAAGGGCUUUGGCUCUAUUGAGAUGACUCUGCUACAUCAAGCUGUCAGGGCCAGUUUACCUGGCGUUAAAGUGUGUUUUUGGUGAUCAGGUUCAGUUUUACUUGUGUACUAAAGCAUAAAAAACAACAGGGAAACCAUGCAGACAUCAUUUAACUGAUCUGCAAAUUAAAGGAGAAAUACACUGAUAGUGUUUCCACUGAUAACUCAUUCCCUUAGCCUGCAUUUUUCUUUUAAUUUCAUAUGUCCUUUUGAAUGCUCUUUCACCACCCACUGUGUGAUUCACGUGGGUGUAGUAAAAAACAUGAUAGAGUACUUACCUUUGUUGAAUAGCCCACCUCCGCUCUCUCUCAGCUUUCUGAGAUCCAGUAAUUUUGUGCUUUUUGCCCAGCACUCUGUACAACAGCUGCUUUGGGGCAUAUUUUGCCCCAAUAAAUUGCUUUUUACACUGUUUUCCAGGCUCAAAGUAGCUCCAGACCUCAUUGGUUGAAUCCGAAGAGCUCUGAUAUUUAUAACAGUGCCUUAAAAAGUGCACAAGAAGCUUAUUAAAAAAACCCUGUUUACAACCCAUAGUGCAGGUAAACCUCCGGGUCAUAGACAUAUAUACAUAGACUCUCCAUAGGCUGCCUCCUGCUAUAGCAGCCAGUGCCCUGUGCAUUUAUUUACACUGAGGAAAGUGUUUAAUACACCUAUAAUAAUCACAAUUCUACCAAUUUUUAUCCAAUUUUCACGGUUUGGUUUGUUACAAAGGGCAGAGACGAAAACUGGGAAAACUAAAAUGGGAAAACUAAAAUGAAUCCUAUCCAAACAGUCAAUAGGCUUAUAUUAGAUUUAUUAGAAUUAAAGUUAUUAGAGUAUUUAGUGAAACCCCUAAUGUUUAGGGGGUCAAAUAAACCCCAUGUUAUAGGGUGAUUAGAGGACUAUAUCAGAUUCUGGACUGCUGAAACUAUUAAAAAAUAAAAUUGUGUAUUUUUUACUGGUCAGCAAACUUUCAGCCAAUGUAUAUUCCUGUUUGCAAUGGCUUGUAUUUCCUUGUUGCAAUCUCUGAGGUUAUUAGUGUUGCUCUUUUUAUUAUUAUGACUUAAAUAAAAGUUUCCUUUCUUUG